Messenger RNA from Myodes glareolus (Bank vole), 3390 nucleotides. NCBI's taxonomy places the organism in Eukaryota, Metazoa, Chordata, Mammalia, Rodentia, Cricetidae. The record is from RefSeq and is a predicted model, not a curated record.
AAAUUAUUGCCAGCGUUCUCCCUCCGUCCCUGCACCUGUCUCUGGUCUGUCACAAAAAGCUGUCAUGUGUUUCCUUUUAAAGAAGCAGAGUGUUCGUCGGUCGUGUAACCAGAGACAUCCAGUGUGGGACUGCGCACACGAAAAAAAUCCCACUGCUGUUCCCAAUGCCCACUCCUCAGAGCAGAGCAGGGAGCACAGGGAACUUAGAAAGUGGUCCUGCUAGACCAGGGCCGGGAAGGCAACUACAAGGCCAGGGACGUUACAGCUGCUCCCAGAGAAUGGACUCCACACGUCAAAGAAACGACUUCUGGAUUGUAGGUAGUGUGUGCCUCCUGUCGUCUUCCGUCUUCUGGCGCCUGUUUCGGUCAGUGCUGACAUGGGAAAGCCCCAAGCAGGCUCCUGCACUUGAGGACGCACAGGCUGAGGAAAACGUGUGGUCCAACCCUGCACUGAAUGAAAGGACAAUUGUCACCAGUGGAAAAUCAUCAGCUCUCACAGAGAAACCUGACCAGAAAAACCUAGUCUCCUCCGAGAAAGAGAAGGUUACCGAACUCAACAAGAAAAAUGCUGAGAAGACCAAGUCCUCUGAAAUCCAGAGGAGCUAUGUCAUAUGUCAUCAGAAAAGACAAGACAAGGUAGAUUUUGUUUCAAGGAAUUCCAUGGAACUAAGAGAGAAUGCAGAUGGAAAAGAUGGCGCAUGCACAGCAAGUCUGGAGAGACAAGAAAGCAACCUCCGGGGAGACAACCAAGACCCUGAGGAUAAAAGUGGAUGUCCGUUUUUCAAAGGAGGGAAGCAGGGGCUUCCUCCUAAGGAAGAUAGCAGAGGAACAGAAGCUGAGAACACAGUUUCAACAGUGGCAAGUGAAACAGUGCUGGACCAACGUUCAACUGGGAAUCAGCACGUGGACGGGAUGAAUGGUGGCCCAUCCUCUGAAAGGUGCAUCAGUAAUAUAAAGGCCAUUUCUACACCAGGAAUCCUGGGAAAUUCGGCAUCAGGAUCCACUUUCCAGAAUGCUGAACAGACAGAGUCUGCCGGCAGCAGCAAGCGCAGAGUGUCAGAGGAAUGUUUCCUCAGCGAGGACAAGAAGAAGAGCAGAAUAGAUGCAGUGAGAGUGGGGGAGGAGCCCACGGUCAGGACAGAGGAAGCCAGACAAGCCUGGAGCCCCGAUGACAGACCCCAGGAGGGAAUGAGCAUCCAUCCAAGAGAGCAAGCCUCAGAGGUCCCACUCGAUGAUGCCCCCGCUCCUGCAGCCCCAUUUGAUCACCGGAUCGUAAUGGCCAAACACGCUGCCGUGGACAGUCUGUACGCCGUGAGCAAGUCUGAGAUCCUAGGAGGGGGGCGUUUUGGCCAGGUUCACAAGUGUGAAGAGAAAGCAACGGGCCUGAAGCUGGCUGCUAAAAUCAUUAAGAUCAGAAGUGCAAAGGACAAGGAGGACGUGAAGAAUGAGAUUAGCAUCAUGAACCAGCUGGACCACGUGAACCUCAUUCAGCUCUAUGAUGCCUUUGAGUCCAAGCAUGACAUCAUCCUCGUCAUGGAGUAUGUGGAGGGUGGGGAGCUGUUCGAUCGCAUCAUUGAUGAAAACUGCAACUUGACAGAGCUGGACACCAUCCUGUUCAUGAAGCAGAUCUGUGAGGGGAUAAGGUACAUGCACCAGAUGUACAUCCUCCACUUGGAUCUCAAGCCUGAGAACAUCCUGUGUGUGAAUCGGGAUGCUAAGCAAAUAAAAAUUAUUGAUUUUGGAUUGGCCAGAAGAUACAAACCCAGAGAGAAACUGAAGGUGAACUUUGGAACCCCAGAAUUUCUUGCCCCUGAAGUUGUGAACUAUGAUUUUGUUUCCUUUCCUACGGAUAUGUGGAGUGUGGGUGUCAUCACAUACAUGCUACUCAGUGGCCUGUCCCCUUUUUUGGGAGAUAAUGACGCAGAGACGCUGACCAAUAUCCUGGCGUGCAGGUGGGAUUUAGAAGAUGAAGAAUUUCAGGACAUCUCCGAGGAGGCCAGGGAGUUCAUCUCUAAGCUCCUCAUUAAGGAGAAGAGCUGGAGAAUAAGCGCCAGCGAAGCUCUCAAGCACCCCUGGCUGUCAGACCACAGACUCCACUCCAGACUGGCCCAGAAGAACUCUAACUCUGGUGCACAGAACCUCACGACCAAAUAACUUGAGGAGCAAGCCUAUUCCGAAGGAAAACUGCUGCGGUUGCUGCUGCUUUGAGAAGGCUUCUGGAAAAAUCAGCAGUUCUGGUUCCUUGACCCCUGUGAUGACUGGCAGCCACAGCACGGGCAGCCUUGAACUUGAACUUGGAGAGGCCUUGCUGUGCUCAGUGGGUGACCCAGGCGUCUCCCUAGGGGCUUGGGCAGAUGCCCACACCCCACUUAGUACGCAGAGGGGAAGAUGUUGUUCUGACUUCUUGACUUUUUGUGUUUCGAUGUUUGUUUGUAGUUUUGGAUGCUAGUGCGGCAGCAGGUAUGCUAUGCUGUUUCUCGGGCUAUCAGAGCAGAGCUUGACAUGCAUAAAUCUGGAGGAUACAUUUGGAGAGAGAAAAUGACUUCCAGUUGUUGCACUGUGCUUCUCAAGGGGGCAGUAUCACCAGGAAACUUCUAAGCUUUAGGCACUUUGAUUUGCAUUUCUUUGUGAUCUGAAAUGGGAUGAAUUCAAUGGAGAAUUUACUUGCUGGAACAUAAGGCCUCUAAGGCAAGAGACUUCACACAGGGCACCUUCUGUGUAUUCUGAACUCUCUCCCAAGCGCAACAGUUUCUACCCAGUGGUUGGUUCCAUAUUCAGAUUCAUACCAUACUUUUCCACAGUGCCCUUUGCUCUGGUCUAACGGGCAAGUUCAUCCCCAUUAAACAUGGUGGUUUGGGGACGUGAUGCAAAGGGGUCUAUUUGUGGUUAGUCCUUAAAAUGAUGACCUUCAAAAGACAGUCACAAGAACUUCCUUCAAGCCCUAGAUGUCACCAGUAGGAGAUGGAUCUGUGCAUCCUGGGGAAGGACAAUGCUCAGAUUGCAGUGCUGGUGACUAGAAAGUGACUCUCCAGCUUCUGGGUAAACUGAAUUUAGAAGACCAAUAAUCAUAGUUAUGCAAAUUCACAACUUUGAAAUUCUCACAGGAGUCAACAGUUGUAGGGUGAUAAAUACGAAAAACUGAUUUCUGGUUGCAAACUGUUUAUUGUUAUUGUUGUUUACUUUGAAACAGGGUCUCAUUGUGUAGCCUUGACUGGUUUGCAACUUGCUAUGUGGACCAGGCUGGCUUCAAACUCAUAUACCUACUAGUAUCUGCUGCAGAGUUGUGGGAUGCAAACUUCUUACUUCCUAGCACAUGGGCUAUUUUCUGUCAGAUGUUUAAUAAGGAACGUAAGCACUACUGUAGGUUACAUUUAAGGGACAGAAAGCUUUG